AUGCACGCUCCGAAGACAAUCUAGAGAUCAACACUAACUUCCACUUUUAUCAGCUAAGAAGAGCAUUAACAUACUGAAGAUAACUACAGCAUAAAGAAGACUUCUUCGUAUCAAGAUUAAUUAUCCAGAAGAUAAACGCUUAAGACUUAUAAUAAGGUAGAAUCCUUUGAUAAUCUUAGUGCUGAUAAAAAACGAAGGUAGUCCGUUUGCAGCCAGAGAUCUGAAGACGGAAAGUCUGAGGCUUAGCUGUAUAGGCCUGAAUUUCGAUACAAGAAUGGUCCUGAGGAUGAGAAAUUUAAUGCAAAAUUAUGGGCACUAAUGAGUAGCUAUCUUGGACAUGAAAGAUGGUUUAUAUAAAAACAAAUUAUUAACCACAUUGAAUACACAGUAGUUAAGAGUAGAUUUAAUUUUGACAAUGGCCAUCUUUCACAGGCAGUAGCCUCAUCAUUGAGAGAUAGACUUAUUGAAUGUUUCAAUGAUACAAACUAACAUUACACUGACCAUGAUCCAAAGAGAGUUUAUUAUUUGUCAGCAGAAUAUCUACAAGGAAGGAUGAUGCAGAAUAUAUUAGUCAACUUGAAUUUAGUAGAUCAGUACAGAGAAAGUCUGAUGGAUUUAGGAUACAAACUAGAAGAUCUAUAUGAUUAUGAAUGCGAUCUGGGUCUUGGAAAUGGAGGACUUGGAAGAUUAGCGGCUUGCUUUUUGGAUUCAAUGGCUACCUUAGAAUUGCCAGCUUGGAGUUAUGGAAUAAGAUACCAUUAUGGAAACUUCAAAUAAUACUUGACUUAGAAUUUAGGAAAGUAAAUAGAAAUCCCGAAUUUUGGAUACUCCAAGAAAGUACCUUGGGAAAUCUAAAGAUAUGAUGUUGUUUAUCCAGUAUAAUUCUAUGGUGAAGUCAAAAAGACCAAAAUAGAGGUGAAUGGGAUAACCAUUGAGAAGAGUAAAUGGUAAAAAGGCGAAAUCGUGAAGGCAAUGGCAUACGAUACACCAGUUCCUGGCUAUAACACAUUUAACACUAAUUGUCUCAGAUUAUGGAGUGCUUAACCUUCUUUUGACGAAGCUAAUAAAGAAUAUCACUGCUAGACUGAUGAUGAUUAUAUUAAUCUAGUUAAAACCAGGCAAAGAGCAGAAAGGAUAACAAGUAUACUUUAUUAUAAAGCAGAUAAGUAUCUUGUAGAAAUACAGGAAGCUUUAAUAAAAUAGCAGUACUUUUUCUGUGCUGCUACUAUCAAAGACAUUGUUAGGAGAUUCAAGAAGAUCCAUAAAAACAAUUUUGAAAUAUUUUCAAAGAAGAUUGCUAUGUAGUUGAAUGAUGCUCAUCCAGCUAUUGCCAUUGUAGAGCUAAUGAGAGUUUUAAUAGAUGAAGAAGAGCUUACUCUUCAUCAAGCUUGGCUAAUAACUUGCAAUACCUUUUCUUAUACUUCUCAUUCAACUGGAAUGGAAUUCAAAGAAAAGUGGCCUGUUGAUCUUGUUUACAAAAUAUUACCCAGACAUCUAGAAAUCAUUACCUACCUGAAUUACUUUUUUGUCGAUAAAGUCAAAAAGGAAUUUCCUGAUGAUUUAGCUAGACAAGGUAGGAUGAGUAUAAUUGAGGUAGGAGGUGAGAAUUUAGGCUUUAUCAGAAUGGCUUAUAUUUGCUUUUUGGCCUCUCAUAAAGUUAAUGGGGUCUCAAUGGAGCAUACCAAUCUUUUGAAAAAUAUUAUCUUUAGAGAUUUCAAUCAGAUGUAUCCUAAUAAGAUUAUUUCAAUCACAAAUGGUGUAAGUUAGAGAAGAUGGAUAUAGUGCGCUAAUCCGGGACUAGCAAAGCUAAUAACAGAGAGAUUAGGAGGAGAUGAAGAAUGGCUCAUUAAUCUUAAUCUGGUUACAUAACUUAAUGGCUGGAAACAGGACAAGGAUUUCAUAAUUUCAUUUCAAAAAAUAAAACAAUAAAACAAGCAGAGGCUAGUUAAAUAUCUGCUAGAAAAUGAAACGAAUAAAAAGAUACUAUCUAAAUAUGUUGAACCAUUUAUGAAGGGUCAAGAAGAUAUUAUGAUAGAUGUAAUGGCAAAGACUAUUGGAUAGACUAAAAGGCAAAUAAUGUACUUGUUCUAUAUACUAAUGAAGUACAUCAGACUAAAGAAUAACCCAGAUUCUUGCUUGGGUAAAUAGAUUUUUAUUCUAUCUGGUAGAGCUCAUCCUCAUAAUAAAGACUCAAAGUCCAUACUGCAAUUCAUACAUAAGGUAAUGAACAUUGUAAACAAUGAUGAGCAAGCAGAUAAACUCAUGAAGGUAGUUUAUGUUCCCAACUAUGGUGUUAGUGUUUGUGAAAAGUUUGUUGCUGCUUGCGAUCUAAGUUAGCAUAUCUCAACUCCUGGCACAGAACCAAGUGGAACUUCAAAUAUGAAAUAUAUAAUGAAUGGAGGACUGAUUGUUGGAAGCAGAGAUGGAGCGAACCUUGAGAUUGAAAAAGAAGUUGGCCAAUCUAGUAUAUUUAUAUAUGGAUCUGAUAAAAUCAAACUCUAUGCUUAUCAUAAAUUUAGAAUGCCUCCUGGUGCAUCUCAUAUUGAUAUAUCCCUAAAAAGAGUAUUUGAUUUCAUAAAAGAAAACAGAGAGAAAUAUUAACUAGAAUAUGCUUGCGAUUAAUAUGUUAUCCCAAUGGAAUAACUUAAUGAUCCCUAAGGAAUCUGUCUUGACUACUUAUCAUAUAGCCAAGCCAAUGACGAAGCACAUAAGAUUUAUUAUAACUACUAUCAAAAGAAGAAUAAGCCAACUUAUGCGGCUAGUAAAUCUAGUUCAGUAUUUUUGGAAAAUAAUGAAUGGACUGCAAGAUCUAUUAAUUGUGUUGCAAAUAGUGGUAAGUUCUCAAGUGACAGAACCGUCAGUGAGUAUUCUGAAGAAAUUUGGGAGGUCUAGGAGCUAUCUAUACCAAAAGGAGCCCCUACACCUGUUGAGAGGAUAAAGAGUUUCCCAAAUAUUACCAAAGAGGAAAAAAUGAGAGAAAAGAUGAAUACGACACAAGCACCUAGCAGUUUUAUUAAGAAAUGA
Molecule: messenger RNA, 3024 nt
Organism: Stylonychia lemnae
Lineage: Eukaryota; Ciliophora; Spirotrichea; Sporadotrichida; Oxytrichidae
Source: the annotation of a GenBank genome assembly